Sardina pilchardus (European sardine) is the source of this 2506-nucleotide messenger RNA. It is a transcript of the gene kcnj9, whose product is annotated as potassium inwardly rectifying channel subfamily J member 9. Bases 617 to 2143 code for a protein of 508 amino acids. The record is from RefSeq and is a predicted model, not a curated record. Gene Ontology annotation, molecular function: inward rectifier potassium channel activity. Gene Ontology annotation, biological process: regulation of monoatomic ion transmembrane transport; potassium ion import across plasma membrane. NCBI's taxonomy places the organism in Eukaryota, Metazoa, Chordata, Actinopteri, Clupeiformes, Clupeidae. The transcript has 8 exons. Gene Ontology annotation, cellular component: plasma membrane.
UGAACGCACGCAGAUACGAACGCAUCACAGCCACCAUUUUAAACCGACAGCGCACGAAGAUCACGAAGGAAAUUAUCCCAGAGAAAAAGGCACACGCACCGGUGGCUUUUCCUCGACAGGAUGCAGAUAUUGUGUUGUGGUUAAUUUUUAACGGCGCGUUCGCUGUUGUUUCCUCCCGGUUAGGAAACUGUGCGCAGCUGUCUGUCGGGAUUGGUCAGCUCGUGUUUUUCCUCUCCCGUCUCCUCUCCGUAGAGGAACUGCAAAGUGCUGGUGCGUCGCCGAUUCCGCGAGCUUGAAGCUCUCGCCAGCCACCCCGACAUGGGACGAACGGAAGCCAAACUCUCCAUCAUCACGACCUGGACAACUGGCGGAGCAGGAAGCAGUUAAGACCGAAGUCUACAGUGUGAGGAGAGAAAGGAGUACACACACACACACGGCGCAGCGACAAGUUCAGGAAGUGGAGGCAAAUAAUCUGUUUGGAGUGUUAGGAAGACGCCAUCACUGGACAUUAGCACACGACACACACACACAGACACACAAAGGCCUCCUACACACGCCCUUGCUAACACACACACACACACACACACACACACACACACACACACACGGCAUAGCGAUGGCUCUGGAGAACUCCAUCCUGUCGUCUCGCCCCGACACCCUCUGUCUGCCUGUCUCAGAGAAAGGGGAGGAGCCAGUGGAGGAAGUCACUGAGGAGGCUCCGCCCCAAACGGCCCAAACGGGCGGCAUCUUCAACGUGUCUGAGGAGCUGGGACACGUGGUCACUACGGAGACCAGCCCGCCCACAAAGCCACCCGCCACUGAAAACAGGUCCUUCCAGGACAAGAUGGCCGCCCGGGAGGCACAGGCCAAUCAACACCGCAAGAAGGUGCAGGGGGCGGGGCAAGAGAAGGGCAGGUUUGGCUGGGGGCGUAGCCGUCGUAAGCGUCAGCGCUACGUGGAGAAGAACGGCCGCUGCAAUGUGCAGCACGGGAACACGGGGACGUACCGCUACCUGACGGACAUCUUCACCACGCUGGUGGACCUCAACUGGCGCUGCUCGCUCUUCGUCUUCGUCAUGGCCUACGCCGUCACCUGGCUCUUCUUCGGAGCCAUCUGGUACCUCAUCGCCUACCUCAGAGGGGACUUGGACCAUCUGGAGGACGAGACCUGGACUCCGUGUGUGAACAACCUGAACGGCUUCAUCUCUGCGUUCCUGUUCUCCAUCGAGACGGAGACGACCAUCGGCUACGGCCAUCGCGUCAUCACUGACCAGUGCCCCGUGGGGACCAUGCUACUGCUGCUGCAGGCCAUCCUGGGCUCUAUGGUCAACGCCUUCAUGGUGGGCUGUAUGUUUGUGAAGAUCUCGCAGCCCAACAAGCGUGCGGAGACGCUGGUGUUCUCGAAGAACGCCGUCAUCUCUCUCCGUGACGACAAGCUGUGUCUGAUGUUCCGCGUGGGAGACCUGCGCAGCUCACACAUCGUGGGCGCCAACAUGAGAGCCAAGCUCAUCAAGUCCAAACAGACACAGGAGGGUGAGUUCAUUCCUCUGGACCAGACGGACAUCAGUGUGGGUUUUGAGACGGGGGACGAUCGUCUGUUCCUGGUGUCCCCAUUGGUCAUCUCCCACGAGAUCGACGCCCACUCUCCCUUCUGGGACAUGAGCCAGGCGCAGCUGGAAAAGGACGACUUCGAGAUCGUCGUUAUCCUGGAGGGCAUGGUGGAGGCCACAGGUAUGACGUGUCAGGCGCGGAGCUCUUACCUGGCGGAGGAGGUGCAGUGGGGGCACCGCUUCAGCCCCAUGAUGCUGCUGGCCGAGGGCUUCUUUGACAUCGACUAUGGAGCUUUCCACCACUCCUUUGAGGUUGACACACCUUCCUGCUCCGCCCACGAGCUGGCAUUGGCUGCUGCCAGACGGGAGGCACAUCUCUAUUGGUCAAUCUCCAGUCGCCUGGACGAGGAGAAGUGGGAGGGCCCUCCUCUGGCCGACCAAUCAGAGAAGACAGCAGACACAGAUCUAGCCAAUGGCAAAGAGGAAGAUGGGCCCACAUUCAUUGUGGGCGGAGUCACUGAAGUGCAAGACCAAUCAGGACCCGGGGAACAGAACGGCAGUGUCACCACUGACCAAUCGGAAUCAGAGGCUUGAAGAGGAGGAAAGGGGAAGAUGAUGAAGAUGAUGAUGGUGGUGGUGAUGAAGACGAGGAGAGAGUCAUUCUACCAAUCCUAUUGGUCUGGGUGGUUGUACAGCAUUCCAGUCUUUCUCUUAGAAACAAGCUGUGUGUGUGUGUGUGUGUGUGUGUGUGUGUGUAAAUGCUAACGUGUAGCAUAGCGGCCCUGACACCAUAGGGGGAUAUCUGUGUCACUGACUGUCUCUAGUUUGUGUGUGAGUGAGUGUGUGUGAGAGAAAGAGAGAGAGAGAGAGAGAGAGAGAGAGAGAGAGAGAGAGAGUGAGAGAAUCUCAGCCAGCAUAUUACUUUUCCCAUAUUCCCCAGACCGCACACACACAUAC